ACUCUGUUGACAGCUCGUAGCUCGUAGCUCGUCGGAAGCGGCUGAACGUUUUCUGCCUUUUCUCUGAGCAGCGUCACUUUUUGCUUCUGUUUUUACCUGGAAACUAAGACUGUACUCAGCUCAGACCUCGGACAGAUGCCAGGAAUGGAGGAAUAUCAGAACGGAAGCGAGGGUUCAUUCAACUCAGAAGAGGCUGAUAACAUUGUCAAAGAGUGUAUCGAGGGCGUCGUAGGUGGUGACGAUUACAGCCAGAGUCAGGUGAACAAGUGGACGGCCAGCAUCGUGGAGCGCUGCCUCACACAGCUGGUCAAACAGGGGAAGCCUUUCAAGUACAUUGUGACAUGUGCUGUGAUGCAGAAAACAGGAGCAGGCCUCCACACAGCUAACUCCUGCUACUGGGACACUGCCAUGGAUGGAAGCUGCACAGUGAGAUGGGAGAACCGCACCAUGUACUGUGUGGUCAGUGUGUUUGCGGUGGCCAUUGCAUAGGACGCACACGUCACUGAAUGACCGCGGUCACCAGGAGAAGGUGCAGUGCGCGGUUGUGAGCAGCAGGGGGCGACCAAGUGCCACAGACUCCUCCUCUGUACAGCUGUGUCCAGCCUUCACAUGCAUGUAACAACCAUCUUAAUGUAUUUAUCUUCUCAUGCCGCUGCAGAGCUGCAGUGGCUUCACUUUAUUGUUUAUGUCGCAGCUGGAAACCAUCCAUUUAUACUUAUAUGUUCAUCACGUGUAUCGUGUUAAAGGCAGGAGGAAGAUGUUUUGUACUCGAAGCUGCAGGAUAAUAAACAAACUGAAGCAUU
Molecule: messenger RNA, 803 nt
Organism: Mugil cephalus (flathead mullet)
Lineage: Eukaryota; Metazoa; Chordata; Actinopteri; Mugiliformes; Mugilidae
Gene: dynlt3
Product: dynein light chain Tctex-type 3
Exons: 5
Coding region: 136-489 (117 amino acids)
Biological process (GO): microtubule-based movement
Cellular component (GO): cytoplasmic dynein complex; cytoplasm; kinetochore
Molecular function (GO): dynein intermediate chain binding
Source: RefSeq, a predicted model, not a curated record